Messenger RNA from Schizosaccharomyces japonicus yFS275, 923 nucleotides. Its product is annotated as 20S proteasome component beta 3. Gene Ontology annotation, molecular function: endopeptidase activator activity. Bases 50 to 664 code for a protein of 204 amino acids. The transcript has 2 exons. Gene Ontology annotation, biological process: protein catabolic process; proteasomal ubiquitin-independent protein catabolic process; proteasome-mediated ubiquitin-dependent protein catabolic process. Gene Ontology annotation, cellular component: nucleus; proteasome core complex; cytoplasm. The record is from RefSeq and is a predicted model, not a curated record. NCBI's taxonomy places the organism in Eukaryota, Fungi, Ascomycota, Schizosaccharomycetes, Schizosaccharomycetales, Schizosaccharomycetaceae.
GACACCGUGUCUGCCUCUCCUGGACACAACCAAGCAAACAGUCGGCAAAAUGAGUAUUAUGGAAUAUAACGGUGGAUCAUGCAUCGCCAUGGUCGGGAAAGAGUGCGUGGCGAUUGCCUCGGAUCUUCGUCUUGGUGCACAAUCUGUUUCUUUGACGAACAACUUCCCUAAAAUCUUCUCUAUGACCGAAAAAACAUACUUGGGUCUUACUGGCCUGGCCACAGAUGUUCAGACGCUUCACGAGCUUUUUCGUUACAAAAUCAAUAUGUACAAGCUAAGAGAAGAGCGUCAGAUUGAACCAAAAACAUUUGCCAACCUUGUAUCAUCCACUCUUUAUGAAAAAAGAUUCGCUCCUUAUUUUACGUUCCCCAUUGUUGCGGGUCUCUCGAAAACGAACGAGCCUUUCAUCUGUGGAUUCGACUCGAUUGGCUGUAUCGACUUUGCUAAAGACUUUGCCGUGAGUGGUACUGCGUCCGAUCACUUGUACGGUAUUUGUGAAGACCUUUAUGAACCUGAUCUUGAACCCGAAGAUCUCUUUGAAACGAUUUCGCAAGCCCUGCUGAACGCAAUAGACCGCGAUUGUAUAAGUGGUUGGGGUUGCGUUGUUUAUGUGAUUUCGAAGGACAAGUGUAUGAAAAGACUCGUCAAGGGAAGACAAGACUAAGUUGUCUUUGAAAGAUCAUAUGUACGAAGAAAUGGACUUUCACACAAGGGGAUUCCUUUCGGGCACGACGAGUUUGCUCAUGGAGACUGCAGAAAAAGCGUUUGCAACAAAUGGACACGCCAAUUUGUACUGUGGUGAGUAUACCCAGUUAACUCUCACUUUUGCCCAAGGAUAUGCACUGAUGAUGAUAUACAACUUGGCUUGCCAAUACCCUAGAUCUGUAAUGAAGAAGAAACGCUUGUUUCGUUUUCCUCAAAGA